CAUUCACCAACAGACACCUCUAAUUCUCCCUUCAAAUGGAGUUGAUAAAGGGGAGAAUAAUCGGCCGGGGCUCCACGGCCACCGUGUUCAUCGCCACCGACUUCAAUUCCGGGCAGCUGCUGGCGGUGAAAUCUUCAGAGCUUUUGACGUCUCUGUUUUUACAGAGAGAACAGAGUAUCCUCUCCAAGCUAGAUUCUCCUCACAUAGUGAAGUACAUAGGCUUCAAUGUUAAAAAUGAACAAGACAAGCUUAUGUACAAUCUUUGUAUGGAGUAUGUACCAGGUGGGACGCUCUACGAUGUCGUUUUGAGACACGGCGCCAGGCUUGAAGAGUCCAUGAUCAGAGCCUACACUCGAGAUAUACUGCAGGGGUUGAAUUACCUUCACAAUGUGAUUGGGUUGGCACACUGUGAUUUAAAGAGCAAGAAUGUGUUGAUAGGAAGCAGUGGAGCGAAAAUUGCCGAUCUGGGUUGUGCGAGAUUUGUAGGUUCUGACUCUAAUUUAGGAUUUUCAGGUACUCCGUUGUUUAUGGCACCGGAGGUGGCGCGUGGAGAGGAACAGGGGUUCGAGGCCGACGUGUGGGCUGUUGGGUGUACUGUGAUUGAAAUGGCGACUGGGAAAAGUCCGUGGCUGGAGAUGAAUGAUCCGGUAUCGGCAUUGUACAGAAUCGGGUUCUCCGAUGAGGUGCCGGAGGUUCCAGAGUGGCUGUCGGAGAAGGGGAAGGAUUUUCUGAACAAGUGUUUGAUGAAAGGCCUCAGAGAGCGGUGGACUGUCAAAGAACUCCUUAAGCAUCCAUUUGUUGAUGACCAAGUGGACUUCACUAUGAUUUCUCCUAAUAGUGUGUUGGAUCAAGCCUUCUGGAAUUCACAGCUCGAAUUGCCAGAAACGCCAGAGACACUGACAUUCACUGAUUGCUCUUCUUUGACUCCGCCGGCGUCAAGGAUCAAGAAGUUAAUUACAGUCGCAGCUUCAAAUAUGCCUAAUUGGAGUACUUGUGAUGAAGAUUGGAUCACAGUGAGAAGUAAUGACAUUGGCGAAAUCACGACGGAUACAAUCGAUUUGUUGUUUGAAUUCUCUGUUGAAAAUGUUAGUGUUAUUGAUAAUCCUAAUAGGAGGAGAGUUAGAGAUGAUGAUGAUGAAGAUGCUAAUGUAUUAGAGACUUGCAACUUUGUUACAUUCAAUGAGAAUUCUUGUUUAAUUCAAUCAAAUUAUUUUCCUUUUGCUCAAAUAUUGCUACUUUCUUUUACUAUCUUCAUCUGGGUGGUUCAAAUCUCAUUUUCCAUUGAUUCCGGCGAGAAUGUAGUGGCCAAGAAGAAUCUCUGUUCAGGUCAACAAAGUCAUCUUAUGAGUCAAAAUUAUUUAUGGGUUUAGACUUUCUCAUGUGAA
This is a messenger RNA of Tripterygium wilfordii, 1385 nucleotides long. Its product is annotated as mitogen-activated protein kinase kinase kinase 18. Bases 36 to 1370 code for a protein of 444 amino acids. The record is from RefSeq and is a predicted model, not a curated record. Gene Ontology annotation, molecular function: protein kinase activity; ATP binding. The transcript has a single exon. Gene Ontology annotation, biological process: protein phosphorylation. NCBI's taxonomy places the organism in Eukaryota, Viridiplantae, Streptophyta, Magnoliopsida, Celastrales, Celastraceae.